Ostrinia furnacalis (Asian corn borer) is the source of this 920-nucleotide messenger RNA. RefSeq names its product COX assembly mitochondrial protein 2 homolog. The record is from RefSeq and is a predicted model, not a curated record. The coding region runs from base 366 to 896 and encodes 176 amino acids. Lineage: Eukaryota; Metazoa; Arthropoda; Insecta; Lepidoptera; Crambidae. Gene Ontology annotation, biological process: regulation of filopodium assembly; regulation of actin filament polymerization; dendrite morphogenesis. The transcript is spliced from 2 exons. Gene Ontology annotation, cellular component: nucleus; lamellipodium; dendrite. Gene Ontology annotation, molecular function: actin monomer binding; actin filament binding.
AGAUAAUUUCUGAUAGGCUGUUAAUUUGCACGCAUUUAUUUAUUUGUAAUUUUUAUUGUAUUAGCUCAAUAAAUAACGACUAAGUUAUGCACACAGACCUAGCACCGCAUUUACACACAGAAGAAUGCAAUGUUCUAAUUAAAAUUCUUCAAGAUUGUCAUGCAGAGCAUCCCUUCAGAAAGUUCAUGGGCUACUGCAACGACUAUGACCGGCAUAUGAGAAAGUGCUUGAAAGGAGAACGACUUCAGCGCCAGAAAGAGAACGCCGAGGCCUCGCGGCGACGACACGCAGAAAUUCGCGCGCGAAUACUAGCACAGGAGCAGGCCAAACAGGCGCAAUAGAUAACAGAAGUAAUAGAACAAAUAAUGGAUUUCCAAAUACUUGAUUCUAUACCAGAUUUGUCUACAACCAAAUCUUUUACCGACCGAUACUUCAGUAAGAGAUACAUCAAAAAUUAUGGUGGAAUACAGAACAAUGAUUUGAUGUUAAUGUUUCAUUCUAACAGAAUCAUGCUACUAAGCUUGGCACCAAGCCACUUCUUUUUCAAGAGUAGUAAGAAAUACAGGAUUAACUUUAGUAUAGGCGCAGUGGAUAGACUUCAAAACUCUGUGAAAGGCAAAGGCAAGAAAGGAGGACAGUAUUUGGAAAAGAAUUCAACAAUUUGUGAAGUAUUUGACGAUGAAACAUCUUUCAAAGUACCAUCUUGUGUUAAAGGCACAUUGAUUGAAAUAAAUGAAAGUUUAGUUGAGCAGCCCGAGUUGCUGAGAGAAAUGCCCGACUCUGAUGGAUUCAUCGCCAUUAUCUUGUCCAGUAUUAAGGUUUCGGAAUCCACAAAGAAUGAAUUACUGACACAUGAAGAUUAUAUGUCAUUAAUAAGAAAUAAAGAUAGUUGUUAAUUAUUAAAUAUUUUGUAUAGCUAA